CUGGUCGUUGUUCUUGUUGUCGGUGAAACGUAUUCGCGCUACAGCCCCUGGUUGGUAUGUAAAACAACCACGCCGCUGUUCGUAGAGAAAUCACUUGCACGGCGCCAAAAUUAAAAUUGAAAAAAAAAAACGAAAAUACCGACGACAAGACUACAGUAGAAUUCGUACGAUACCGAAGAAGAAUUCGAAGACCCAUAAACACAUCCCGAGUGAAUAAGGAGCAAAACUUGAUUUAGAAACAUUACGAAAAAUGUAUUUAAAGCGAUGAAGAUGAACCAACAGUGUAAGGUAUGCGAGGAACAGGCGGCUGGCUUUCAUUUUGGAGCUUUUACAUGCGAAGGAUGUAAAUCGUUUUUUGGCCGAGCACACGCCAACCCCGCGACGGUGGUGUCAGCAAAAUGCAAGUCGGGUGAUGACCGGUGCGUGAUCGACAAGAAGAACCGGACGUCGUGCAAGGCAUGUCGGCUGAAAAAGUGUCUGGCCGUGGGCAUGUCGAAGAGCGGUUCGAGAUACGGCCGCCGAUCCAACUGGUUCAAAGUCCACUGCCUGCUCCGUGAACAGAGACUUCUACCCGGCGACCACGACAACAACCGCUUCGAUAAGGGUGAUGUCAGCACUCCACCGCCGCCGCCACCACUAUUACCACGGUUACAACGCCCGCGUAUCUCGCUGCUUUCGUUACCGGUACCACUGCAGCAAUGGGCACCACCGUUGCUCCAGUUUUUUAGUUUCGCGCCGAACGGUCGGGCUCCGUUACCGCGGUCCGAGCGGUCGGCCUUCCGCGUGACCACUGCCUCCGGACCCGUAGACGAAGACGACCGACCCGUGGACCUCACUGUUCUUCAAUCGGCCGACGACAACGAUGACGAUAAUAACAACGAGAUAAUAUCAUGGAAGACCGCCAAGUUACGGUUGUUGCAGCAGAGCGAAAUGUCCGAAACGCCUCUCGACCUAUGCGUCGGGAACGCCGACCACCGGAACUCGGAGACGGAUGGAGUCCGACGACACGAGGACGUGUCAUAGUCGACAAAUGUACAAUGAUAACGCUGAGACAACUGAGACACGGUGCGACCGCGACUUGAGAAGAACUAACUAUCGAUCCUCAAAUGUACCCUAAACAAUAUAAACAAACGUCAUUUUUCCACCGACAUACCUCGCCGUUCAAUCGUUAUCACCACUAAAUUAAGAAUGUGGGGCACAACAAUCUCAUCCUGUACAUCCAUCCAACGAAUCAAGAAGUAAAACCAGACUGCGACUAAAUGCGACAAACGCAUUAUUUUAUACUACUCGAAAUUUUCCUGCGCGGAAUAGAGAUGACAUAAUCCAUUCAUAGCCUAUACGAUGAAGACCUUUGGAAACAAAAAAUCACCCUCUUCGUAUGUGAUAAACUUUUCGAAACGACGAUAUAUAUAUCGCAUUGAUACCAAAAU
Rhopalosiphum maidis (corn leaf aphid) is the source of this 1430-nucleotide messenger RNA. Its product is annotated as nuclear receptor subfamily 1 group D member 2-like. NCBI's taxonomy places the organism in Eukaryota, Metazoa, Arthropoda, Insecta, Hemiptera, Aphididae. Gene Ontology annotation, molecular function: sequence-specific DNA binding; zinc ion binding; DNA-binding transcription factor activity. The record is from RefSeq and is a predicted model, not a curated record. Gene Ontology annotation, biological process: regulation of DNA-templated transcription. The transcript has 4 exons. The coding region runs from base 265 to 1023 and encodes 252 amino acids.